UCUGGUUCACAGGGACAAGAAAAGCUUGGUCAAUUAAGUGAGAGCAUGGACCAUGGAGGAGUUGGCCAAUAUGACCUUGGCAUGGAACAUUGUGAAAAAUUUGAGAUUUCAGAGACUAGUGUAAACAGAGGCCCAGAAAAGAUCCGACCAGAGUGCUUUGAGUUACUCCGCGUACUUGGCAAAGGUGGCUAUGGAAAGGUAUUUCAAGUACGAAAAGUAACCGGAGCAAACACCGGGAAAAUAUUUGCCAUGAAAGUUCUUAAAAAGGCAAUGAUUGUAAGGAAUGCAAAGGAUACAGCUCAUACGAAAGCAGAGCGGAAUAUCCUGGAGGAAGUGAAACAUCCCUUCAUCGUAGAUUUAAUUUAUGCCUUUCAGACCGGUGGAAAACUCUACCUCAUCCUUGAGUAUCUCAGUGGAGGAGAACUAUUUAUGCAGUUAGAGAGAGAAGGGAUAUUUAUGGAAGACACAGCUUGCUUUUACUUGGCAGAAAUCUCAAUGGCACUGGGGCACUUGCAUCAAAAAGGAAUCAUCUACCGUGAUCUGAAGCCAGAAAAUAUCAUGCUUAAUCAUCAAGGUCACGUAAAACUGACCGACUUCGGAUUAUGUAAAGAAUCUAUUCACGAUGGAACAGUCACACACACAUUCUGUGGAACAAUUGAAUACAUGGCCCCUGAAAUCUUGAUGAGGAGUGGGCAUAAUCGUGCUGUCGACUGGUGGAGUUUGGGGGCAUUAAUGUAUGACAUGCUGACUGGAGCACCUCCUUUCACUGGGGAGAACAGAAAGAAAACAAUUGACAAGAUUCUCAAGUGUAAACUCAACUUGCCUCCCUACCUCACACAAGAAGCCAGAGAUCUGCUUAAAAAGCUGCUAAAAAGAAAUGCUGCCUCACGCCUAGGAGCUGGUCCUGGAGAUGCUGGAGAAGUUCAGGCUCACCCGUUCUUCAGACACAUUAACUGGGAUGAGCUGUUGGCACGAAAGGUGGAACCUCCUUUUAAACCCUUAUUGCAAUCUGAAGAGGAUGUGAGCCAGUUUGAUUCAAAGUUUACACGUCAGACACCAGUUGAUAGCCCAGAUGACUCUACUCUCAGUGAAAGUGCCAACCAGGUCUUUCUGGGUUUUACGUAUGUGGCUCCAUCUGUACUUGAAAGCGUAAAAGAGAAAUUUUCUUUUGAACCAAAAAUUCGAUCACCUCGCAGAUUCAUAGGUAGCCCUAGGACACCAGUCAGCCCUGUAAAGUUUUCCCCUGGGGAAUUCUGGGGAAGAGGUGCUUCUGCCAGCGCAUCAAAUACUCAGACACCUGUGGAAUAUCCGAUGGAGACCAGCGGAAUAGAACAAAUGGAUGUGACAGUCUGUGGAGAGGCCUCGGCACCACUUCCAAUCCGGCAACCAAACUCUGGGCCAUAUAAAAAACAAGCUUUUCCCAUGAUUUCCAAACGACCAGAGCACUUGCGCAUGAAUCUAUGACAACACAAUUUUUUAAGCCUUUGAAGGUGGAAAACAAAGAACGGACAUAAGCCCCCUUGAAGUUGAAAUACGAGGGCUUGUAUGGUUUACUUUUAAAAAGUGACAGUAUCAAAGAGUCAGUCAUUGCACAGAGCGACUUGGAAAGCAAAGCAAAACGGAUUUUUUUCUGUCAAUCAAUGGUGCAUAAAAAACUUUAGCAAAUGGUAUUGCAGAACUCUAGGCACAUCAUCUAACUGAUUCGCAGUGACAUCUUCUCACCUUAUCAAGGAUUUUUCAGCCUGAUAGCUUGAAAACUGACAGUAUUAAGGGUCAGGAUGUUGCUUCAGAAUCACUGGUCUAGUCGUGAAUGUGUCAAGGAGGGUUAGCCCUUUCACUAGGCAAAGUAUGAAAUGCCUACAUGCUUGCGUCUGAGGCAUAAUUAGCAUGCAAGCUUGGUUAAGCUGUUUCCUACAAUGGGGUGGAAUCAAAGAUGAAAGAUAAAAUUGAUUGGUAUUUCACAUUCAAAACAUAAUGAGUUUUUUAUAUAUAUAAAAAUAUAUAUUUUUCAAAUAGAUUUUUUGAUUCAGCUCAUUAUGGAAAGUAUCCCAAAAUUAAACAUGCAAAACAAUUGGUUGCUAUGAAGAAAGCAAAGGCUCUAGUUCCGAUUCUUCUCCUCGCGAAACAACAAAUCAAUAAGCAAAUCACUCGGUUACCAGCUUGGCAAUGUGGGGUGGGAGAGAACUGUUUCCCUUGCUUACCCAGCUGAAAUCCCUGUUCCUGCAAAGACGAAUGGAUCUAAUCAAACGGCAGUGCUGCUAUGUUCUAGGCUUAACUGGAAGCCACGGGCUCACACACACGUCCUGCUUAUUUCAUCCUUGUCCUCAGCAGACAUUUCACUGGGAAACGUCACUUUUGUACACGCUAGUCCUUAGGUGGAGACAGCUGAACACAUUCAGAUUCUUACCCAUAAAAAAGAUCAGGACAAAGUGCAUCGGAACACAAGGUCAGUAGAAACACAGGGAGUACCACAGGAGACAUCCACAAGUUCUACAGAGUAGAAGCAAACAAACCUUUUUGUAAUCAGUGGGUAAGAAUUUUGAGAAUUGGGGUUUUUUUAGUAAAAUUUUGCUUAUGGGA
Messenger RNA from Apaloderma vittatum (bar-tailed trogon), 2580 nucleotides. RefSeq names its product ribosomal protein S6 kinase, 70kDa, polypeptide 1 (gene RPS6KB1). The transcript is spliced from 15 exons. Gene Ontology annotation, biological process: intracellular signal transduction; lipid metabolic process; protein phosphorylation. NCBI's taxonomy places the organism in Eukaryota, Metazoa, Chordata, Aves, Trogoniformes, Trogonidae. Gene Ontology annotation, molecular function: ATP binding; protein serine/threonine kinase activity; phosphatidylinositol-4,5-bisphosphate phospholipase C activity. The record is from RefSeq and is a predicted model, not a curated record. Bases 46 to 1464 code for a protein of 472 amino acids.